This is a messenger RNA of Alternaria rosae, 2029 nucleotides long. Its product is annotated as senescence-associated protein-domain-containing protein. Bases 327 to 1886 code for a protein of 519 amino acids. Gene Ontology annotation, biological process: cell division. The transcript is spliced from 2 exons. The record is from RefSeq and is a predicted model, not a curated record. Gene Ontology annotation, cellular component: plasma membrane. NCBI's taxonomy places the organism in Eukaryota, Fungi, Ascomycota, Dothideomycetes, Pleosporales, Pleosporaceae.
AUAUCUUCAUACACAGAACGUUGAGUUUGCCUCCCUGUGGCGCAAUGCACAGCCACACCGUUGAUUGGCCCAGUCCAUAGCUCCUCGUGGCUGAGCAUGGUUACGUCAGAAUGCCUGUCGCAGGCGCGGCGUCUCGAACAGGUUGCACAUGGGCAGUCGACUCCCUGUCGCUUGCAUUCCAUAAAAAGGUUGUUGCUCCUGCAAUCGUACACCGAAAUAGAAGAUACCCCUCCUGCCCAUAUCCUUCGCAAGACACCUAAUUGCUCCUUUAUCUCUCCUUCGCCUACCAACCCACCUCGAUACCCCGCGAAACACCUCUCGCAAGCAUGAGCGGCCAUGGAGAUCCUCGAUUGCUCUACACAGUCGGCGGCAUUAAAGCCUACCACAUCCAGCAGGGCGAGGAGAGCCCUCUCACACCCUCAGGGCCCCAGACCCUCUCCCUGCUGAUGGUCCCUACCAACUCGCCCUUUGCCGACCUGAGCAACACGCGCGGCCAGAACGAAGCACCCGAAGAAGACUUCUACCUGCACCUCAACCUCCCCCCGGAGCUAGAUCUCCCCCUCCCUGCGACCACACAGAUCUACCACCAGCCGCCGCGCAGCUACCUAAUACCGCGAUGGGACUUGGGCCCAGAGAGCGGCGCCUUCACACGCAUUGAGUUCCCGCCUAUUGGCAAGGGCUCGACAUCGGUCACGCAGGAAGAUGUGGAUACCUUUGAAACCAUCUUGGCACAGUGCACAGCCUUCCUCGAGCGUGCGCAAGCUCCCUCACACGAGAAGGGCAAGGGCGACAUGAAGGCAUACAACCCCCAGGACUACCAGCCAGGCCAGGGCUACGUAGGCACUGGCAACAAUGGUGAGGUCGUAUUGGUCGACGAGGAGAAUGGCAGCGUCGUCGGUGAGCUGGCUGAGGGUGCCAUGAUCCACGCCGACCCAGCAUUGAAGCAGGGAUCCAAGAGUAAAGAUCCCGUCGAGAUUGUCGUCUCGCCAGACGGCAAGCGCAUCGACAUCCGACCACUCGAAGAAGAUUACCUUGAAAUGGCCCGCCAUCCCGCAUACAAAGACUCUGGCCUCGUACAGAACGCCGCCGCCGCAUCUCGCCUUGUCGUUACCGGCUCCAGCUAUCUUAGUAACAUGAUGGUAUCCGGUGCCGAGAACUUCAUCAACAAGACGAGACCGAACGACAAGCCAAUGGUUUUCAAGCCUGCUACCCACGAGCGCGUCCGCAAGAUCAACACCCUCACAACCGGCGUCGCUGGCUACUCAGCCAAGACUGUAGGCCAGCUUACCAAAUACGCCCAGAAUGCUGCAGCAGGAAUGGCAGGUCACAAGAAGACACACGCCAAGAGCGUGAACCCAGACGGCACGCCCAACACAAACUACAAGCCAGGACUGUUGAACAAGAGCUUGAUCGCCUUCUCCACGGUCGCUGACGGCAUCUCGCACUCGGGCAAGCAACUCCUGACUAGCAGCGGAGCCGCAGCCAGCGCCGCCGUCGGCCACAAGUACGGCGCCGAAGCAGGACAAAUCACCACCAACCUCGCCGGUGGUGUCAAGAACGUCGGCCUCGUCUACAUCGACGUCACGGGUGUCAGCAGAAGAGCCAUCAUCAAGUCCGUAGCCAAGGGCAUGGUCGUCGGCAAGGUCAAGGACAAGAAGGGCAACGAGCAGACCGUCAUGGUCGGCGGUGGUGAUGGCGGCACUAUCACGCCCAGCGACUUGAACCCAAAUGUUGGUGUGUCUAACAACAAUGCUCCGCCCAACCAGUCUAGCACUCCUACGCCUGGUGGUCAGGUUUCAUUUGGUGGACCGCCGCCUAGCUACCGCCAGGGUGUUGGUGAGUCGCUUGAGGGACAGCCUGCAUACUAUCCUCAGGAGAAGAGGUAGGGAGGUUUAUGAGAUAUGAGGUAUGAGGUUAUGACAUGAAGCGACUGGCAUCGCAUGUAAAGAGUUGAAGUAGCUUUCUUUCCUAGUUCUUUUGUACGCUGUCUGCUGUUCUAGCGAUAAAUGCUUUCAAUGACAGAUGUUUG